UCACAUUAUCAUUAACGUUAAUCCACAGCAGCUGUAUGAAUAUUAGUAUUUGUUAUGCAAUGUAUUGAAAUCCUGUUUUUGCACUGAAAUAUACCAAUAAAUUGCCCUCUUUGCUGGGGUUCCUCCUCUCUUAACACACGUCUGCACUGUAACCCCUGAAUACUGUGUUUCUCUCAUCUCUUCUAGGGGAUGUAUUUUGACAGGGAUGAUGUCGCUCUGCCGAAGUUCUCCACUUUUUUCCUGGAGCGCUCCAUGAAAGAGAGGCAACAAGCAGAGACGCUGCUGGAAUAUCAAAACAUGAGAGGAGGUCGAAUUUUGCUUCAGAUCAUUGCUAAACCAAGUAGAGAUGACUGGACAGGUGGUCUGGAUGCACUGUCUUUUUCCCUUGACUACCAGAAGUCCCUAAACACAUGUGUCCUUGAUGUGCACCGCAGAGCUGGCAUCCACACUGACCCUCAUCUGUGUGACUUCCUCGAGCAGCACUUCCUCACCGAUAGCCACGACACCAUCAAGAAGCUGGGCGAUUACAUCAGCAGUCUGACCCGCAUCACUGCGUCUGAGACGCACGGUCCUUUGGGAGAAUACCUCUUUGAUAAACACACUCUGUAAAGGUCACACCAGUACAAGGAAAUAAGCUCCAUAUUUCAAAAGAUUCACAGAUUCAACAGAAUAACAGUGCCUCACACUGUGUUCUACUCCGUUAAGAAAACUACACAAUAUUGUCAGUUUACAACAAACUUACAAGAGGAGUUGUAAGGAAAAUAACGGAAAAUACCUCAAUUUUACUUAAAAACCACACUGGAAAAAAUAAUCUCAUUAAUAUGGUGCUAAAAAUUACGAUUUUCCUCAGCAGUUAUAAGUCACUUGUUCAUUUAGACUCGGUUGUGUCAUGCAUUCCAGUGUGUUUUAACCUUCAUAAAUGUUUGGUAGAAAUGCAUACUAUUUUGAGUCAAAUAGAUGAUUUAAGAUUUGGAAUAUAAUUGAAACAUUCAAUAAAGCCAGACUAUGCAGACAUAA
Messenger RNA from Anarrhichthys ocellatus (wolf-eel), 1017 nucleotides. RefSeq names its product ferritin, middle subunit. Bases 190 to 609 code for a protein of 139 amino acids. Gene Ontology annotation, biological process: iron ion transport; intracellular iron ion homeostasis. The record is from RefSeq and is a predicted model, not a curated record. The transcript has 3 exons. Lineage: Eukaryota; Metazoa; Chordata; Actinopteri; Perciformes; Anarhichadidae. Gene Ontology annotation, molecular function: ferric iron binding; ferrous iron binding. Gene Ontology annotation, cellular component: cytoplasm.